AUGAUGUCUUCUUUCGUAGCUCGUUUGGACCCUAUAUAUCUCGUUCAUAUAUAUCUCGUUCCUCUUUCUUGCACAAAUGUGCAUUACAUAAUUGCCUUUUUUGAUUCUAUUUUAAAUUUUGUGUUCCAGGUAGAAACUGAAGUCAGCGUCAAUACUAAACAUCAGACUUUGCAAGGAGUUGCAUUUCCAGUAGCUCAGGAUGCCCUUCAGGCACUAGAAAAACUGAAAAACAAAGAGCUUAACUAUGUACAGUUGCAAAUUGAUAUGAACAAUGAAAUUAUUGUCCUAGCCAGUGCACUUCCAACUGAAUUAAAAGACUUGCCGAGAAGAAUUCCUAAGAAUUCUGCACGAUACCAUUUCUUCCUCUACAAACACUCACAUGAAGGAGACUACUUAGAAUCCAUAAUUUUUAUCUACUCUAUGCCUGGUUUUGUGUGCAGUAUACAAGAAAGGAUGCUUUAUUCAAGCUGCAAGAGUCCUCUCCUAGAAAUUGCAGAAAGGCAGCUGUGGUUACAAAUCAUUAGAAAGAUUGAAAUAGAUGAUGGAGAUGAACUAACUGCUGAAUUUCUCUAUGAAGAAGUCCAUCCCAAACAACACGCGCACAAACAAAAUUUUGCUAAGCCAAAAGGACCUGUAGGAAAAAGAGGAAUCCGAAGGUUGAUCCGAGAUCCAGUUGAAACUGAAACACCUAUUGACUAGACAUUUAUUGGGUAGAAAAGCAAAGCAGCAUAAUAGGAGGGAGUGGAAGAGUAUGAAUGCGUAUGAAUCUUUAUAAUGAACUGCAAGCAUUCUGUGUUGUUUUCCAAUGGAAAAUAAGUUACUUUCUAUUGCACUUACCUGGCUAUACCACUAUAGAUCUUAUAAGGUCCAAAGACUGUGCUUGUAGUGUAUGUGUUCAAAAGAAAAAUACAACUUUGAAGAAUAUUUUGUCCUAAAAAUCUUAACUCUUACUUUUAUAAUAGACACAUGGCUAUUCUUCAUUCUCUCUUAGUAACUUCAUAAAAUGUACUUCAAUCAUUUACCUUGUGUAUCUUAAGUAGACUAUGUCUCUAAAAAUGAUAAAGAAUAAGCCUUGCUUCUUUUCAUAAUUUCUUUGCUCCUAUUCUCCAGGCUUGUAUGUACAUUUUGUACCACAGCUAAAAUGCUUAGAGCAAGUUCCAGUAAUUUGGAAUGUACAAGACCAGUUUAUUUGCUAUAGGAAUGCAACUCUAGUUUUCAUAUAACUGAAUAACAAUGCAUUUAUUGUUUUUCUGAAAGAGCAAUUUUUUCAAAAAUUCUGACUUACAAAUUUUAUUUCUGCUUAAGGAAGAAAAUACUAUUCAUUAGGAUGAUUCUGUCAUCAAUAUGCUAUUAAAGAACACAAUACACUUUCCUAUUCUCAGUAAAUGAAUUCAGUUUCUCUACAAAAAUUGAUACUUUGUCAGUUAGUUCAACACUAUUAAGCAAGAAAAAAUGUGAGUCCUAAUGCAUUUCUAGUAUCUUAAGAAAACAAAAAAUUAUCAUUGUUUCCAAGUGUCUCAAAUUGUGAAACUAAUUGUGAUUAAGUUCAAACAAAUCCUUUGAUUCUACAGAACAUUGUUCCUGUAAGCAAUCUUUCUUAUUAGUGAUUUCCAGAUAAAGGAACAUACAUACAUGCCCAUUAAAGCCCCAAACUUAUUAUAGAGGGCCAAAUUCACAAAGUAUCCAUUCAAAAUAAAAACAUUGAUUAAUGUAAUCUUAAUGUAUGGGUUGCUUAUAGGAAGUAAUGCUCCUAUAUCCAUUGGCUUUUGCUUCCUUGUAAAUAUGCAGGUUUUAUAUUUAUUAAAUAAGCAUUUUAUAUGCAAUGAAUGUGAGAAAUGUGUAAGCUAUAUGUUUCUAGAGAUUAAUUUGUUAAUUUCAAAUUCCAAUUUCUUUUCUCUCCUUGUCCCUAUAUAAAAUGUAUAUCAAUAAAUUCAGUAAAUUGAUU
This is a messenger RNA of Notechis scutatus (mainland tiger snake), 1945 nucleotides long. The record is from RefSeq and is a predicted model, not a curated record. Lineage: Eukaryota; Metazoa; Chordata; Lepidosauria; Squamata; Elapidae.